CCAGAGAUGGAGAACAUGGCAGGAUUGCCAGAAUCCUUCGCAUCCAGGUUCCUCAUCAUCCUCCUCUUCCUCCAGCUGUUCACAAUGGGUUCAGCUCAGUUUUCUGUGAUUGGACCUGUUGAGCCUGUCCUGGCCUUGGAGGGGGGAGACGCUGAGAUGACCUGUCACCUGAACACUAAGGAAAGUGCUGAGUUUAUGGAGGUGAGGUGGUUCCGAUCCCAGCCCUCUAACCUUGUGCACUUAUACUACAAAGGAAAGGAUCUGUGUGGAGAGCAGAUGAAGGAGUAUCAAGGGAGGACGGAGUUGGUGACAGACGCAAUAGAUUACGGGAGUGUGGCCAUAAGAAUACGCAAUGUCAGAGUCUCUGAUGAAGGAAACUAUCACUGCUCUUUCUAUGACGACUUUCAUGAUGACAAAGCCCUUCUGGAGCUGCAGGUGGUUGCUCCCCUCUUCCCGACUGCUUUGUCUUUGAUGGUGGCCCUGGGAGUGACCCUCUCUGUGCUGGGACUGCUCAUCGCUGGGGGUCUUUAUCUCUCCUGGAAACAGCACAGGGACAAAGAGAAACUCCAGAGGGCGCUCAGGUGGAAUUUGUUCCAAUUAUACGAGGCCAACAUCACUCUCGAUCCAGACACGGCUUAUCGCUUUCUCGUCCUGUCCGAGGAUCAGAAACGGGUGAUGCAUGGAGACACAGAGCAGGACCUGCCCGACAACCCGGAAAGAUUCAAUCAUGAUUCCUGUGUGCUGGGCCGCGAGCGCUUCACCUCCGGGAGACAUUGCUGGGGGGUGGAGGUGGGAGACAGGGAUUGUUGGGAUGUAGGGGUUUGUAAGGAGAAUGUGAGGAGAAAAGGGGCGAUCUCGGAAUCACCUGAGCAUGGAUUCUGGGCUGUGGAGAAAGAUGAGGGUGAAUACCGGGUUCUCACUUCUCCCCGCACCCGUCUCCCCCUGAGCACAGCCCCCAGCCGGGUGGUGGUUUUCCUGGACUACGAGGCUGGAGACGUCUCCUUCUACAGUGGCACUGACGGAUCCCACAUCUACACUUUCCCCCGCGCCGACUUCUCGGGGACUCUCCGACCUUUCUUCUACCUUUGGUCUCAGGAUCCAACCCCUCUGACCAUCUGCCGAGUGCCCAGUGGGGCUGGGGGAGACCCGGUCCCUGCCACCUCUCAAGACACCUCAGUGACUCCCCCAGAGAAGAAUCCAGACUCAGCCACUGUAGAUGGGGAUCGCCUCCCUGAGUCUGAUGCCCUAUUGCUCCCCCCCCAACCCCAGCCGAUCCUCCCACCCCUUAGAGACCUAAUACUCAGCCUGAAACUGCUCAAGAAGCCAGAUGUUGUUUUGACAGGUCAAGCAUCAGAAUCUUGCAAAGGAUUGGGCACCACCAUGUUUGAUGAGAAACAUUAUGGUACCAACUUGGUUCUUACCCAGGGUCAAGUCCUGGAACUGAUCCUGCAAAAGGAACUUCAGGUCCUGGUGAGGAGAGCCUGGCUGCCACCAAACAGCAGAGAAUCUGCCCUCCUGCCGGGGCUGCCGGCUGUGACAGCCCAGGGAGGACCUGGGCUGGGAGACCUGGAGGGAGCCAUGGAGAAGAAGGACGGGCAGAGGGGCAGAAAGAUCAAGGCCCCGGUUCACAUCUCAGCCCUGCAAGGCUCCCUCACCCCUGCCCGUCCUCUAGAGAUGUCAGAUGGAGGCAAGGGAACUGUAACAGAGCCCCUGCUGACCUUUGGCCUUUGA
Tachyglossus aculeatus (Australian echidna) is the source of this 1731-nucleotide messenger RNA. RefSeq names its product butyrophilin subfamily 1 member A1-like. The coding region runs from base 7 to 1731 and encodes 574 amino acids. Lineage: Eukaryota; Metazoa; Chordata; Mammalia; Monotremata; Tachyglossidae. Gene Ontology annotation, biological process: regulation of cytokine production; T cell receptor signaling pathway. The record is from RefSeq and is a predicted model, not a curated record. Gene Ontology annotation, cellular component: external side of plasma membrane. Gene Ontology annotation, molecular function: signaling receptor binding. The transcript is spliced from 10 exons.